GUAAACGCCUCAGCGACUGUUUAAUAUCUGAGAAGAUUGUCUUGGAUUUGAUUGAAUGUGGUCAAUGGUGUUUGAGCCACGAUUGUCAGUCAUUCAACUAUGGAGAGAAGGAGGAGUCACGAGGAUUGUAUACUUGUCAGUUGAACUACUGCACUAAAAAAGAUCGCCUCGCAUUGGUGGAUAGGAAAUUUGAAUAUUAUGAAAUGGUAAGAGGGUCUGCUGCACACGAGAGAAACUUGUUGAGCCGGCUAGCCGUUUCGCGUGACGCUUAGCUUAGCUAUGCAUUUUCACCGCACAAGUUGGGAAAACUACCUGUUUUCGAGUUAAAUUAUAGGCAAAACUUCCGCCAUCUUGAAACGUCAUUGUUGCCAUAGCAAUGGUGUAGCCGUGCAUAACUUUUGUUAAGAUCACUUGAAGAAACUAUGGGUUCUCAUUGGCUAGUUAAUUCAAGCAGCUCAACACUAAGCUCGCAACAUCCGCAGACGUUGAGAUUUUUUUCUCGCGAGGUAAAAAAUAUCAAACACGAUAGAUAUUUUUCUCAAGACCUACAGAGGUUAAAUCCUCACGAAAACUGUCCGCACAGGGGAAAACAUUUAUACUGAGCUAGACGCCAUGCGAGGCGGUUACCUCAGCAAGUUUCUCUCGCGUGUGAGGCAAACUUUGGGCAAAUUUUUUUAAAAGUAUUGGCUAGACAACCUUUGCCGUUCAUUAAGUGCUCUUUUAAUCAGGUAAUCCGUAUUUUUACUUAUACACAUUCAGAUUUGAAUAGGAAUAAUGCAAAACUCAAUAAGUUACCGACUUACCGAUAUAGUAAAAUAUGGAAGUUCAUUAUAGGCAAAGUAAUUUUGAGAGAACCCCAAGACGUUUUUUCUUAGAGUGGUAACACUGUUUUGUACUGGUUGUUAAAAAAUUAAUAAUAAUCCUUUUAGGUGCCUCAAUUGUCAGAAUGUGAAAGUGUCUCAGGUAGGACUAUACCAUACUAUACCAUACCAUACUAUACCUUAUACCAUAUACGCGGUUCAGUGUAGGUAGUAUUCUACAAUAUCGAGAUUUUGGGACCCAGGUUUGAUUCCUGCCUGGGACCUGUAGUAUUCCUGGGACCUGUAGUAUUCCAUGUAUAUAAAUUUCCACUCGACAAUUUCCAUCUUUAAGACCCUUCAACAGGGGCGGAAAGGGGCGGACAUAUCGAUUUUGACUGGGAGGGUGUAAUCACGAAAUGAGACCGACCCACCACUGAAAUGUGAAUCCAGACCGACUCUUGCUGAGUUGGUGUGUUGCAAUAAAAUUGAGUACAAAGCAUGGAAAAUGAUGGCAUUUAUUAGGAAUUUUGCAAGAACACGUACAGUUUACUGUGAAACGCCGCGCUAAGUCAGGUUUGACCACGAAUUAACGAUUUCGUCAAGAUCGAUCGAUCGUGUCUGUUAGAUCGCGCUCACACGCAAGAGUCAAGAGUUCACCAGUUCACCAAGGCGUUCCUGGUUCAUUACUGAACGCAUAACAGUAUUCAGUGAUUUCAGCUUUGAAAAGCUGCGCUCGGCUGAUGCGGAACUGUCAGGCGCGUAACUAUAGGAUUUUUGAUUGACCGAGACACUUCUGGGGGGUCUGGGGGCAUGGUCCCCCAGAAAAAUUUUCUAAGGCUUAGAAACGCUAUUUUCUGCAUUCUGGGAGCAGUUCAAACGAAAAAUCAAUUUCAUAAACAGUGACACAAUGACUAUAAUUUUAUACUGCAGUUUGCCCCCAAUCCUGAGGCUAAGAAUUACAAAUAUUUUUGGUCGAACAUCAUUGAUCAGGUGCAUAAUAUAAAAGUGUUUGUGCUCAAUUGUUGUAAUAUUUGGGCGCUGGCCCGCACUUUUGUUAUUGGGGUACUUGUGCACCCACACAGCCUCCCAUUUCUUACGUCACUGUAGGGCAAGAAUAAUGCUUCUUUACAUAGAGAGAACUACAGUCUGUCAUUAAACUUGAGUAUACUUGACUCAUAUACCUAGUUAUGGGCCUGACUGUAAGCAACAAUUGGAAACAUCGCCUAGUCAGUGGAAACAAUUUUUCGCUCCGUGAUUUCAGAUAAACCAGUGCGUCGUUCACUGAUCGAAUUUCUUGAUUGCAGUAGGCAAAUAAAACUCUUUGGUAAUAAAAUGCAUAUGCAUAUCUUGUUACAUAUCUUGUUUAUAGGGACCGGAGAAAUAUUGUAACUAAUGUUAGCUACUUUGAUCGAGAUUCAUCGCAUUUUGGAGUCUGAUUUUGGGGGUUUGAAAUUUUCGCUAAUAUAGAAUAUCACCCGUGAAUGACCUUGCAGAACCUAAAUUCCAAAUAAAAGUGCCAACACGUAAUCGUGACAUAUAGAUAUCUCCAUGUUUGGAAAGUAAAUGGAAACUUCAUCCCUUUGCGCGUGUUUUGAUUAAUAAUUCGUUCAUAAACUCGCGAAAUAAGUACGUAAUAUUUCUUAAUAUUAUUUCUGAGCUGUUUGAGCAAAUUUCCAACUCAAUACUCAAUAGCUUGAGUCUAUCUCGAGUUCCGAAAAUAUUUAAUUUGCUUCGCAAAGCACUGCAUGUAAACAAACGCAUAAUUUUGAGACCGACUGCACGUAGUUAGAGACCGACUGGAUCAUUUCUCUGGGGGGAACACCACGCCCUGCCCUUCAAGUAUUCUACAAUAAGCUGCCGUGGUUUGUGUCUGAACUACCUGAAGAAGAUAUCUCAAACGUGCAUGGUGGUCCAGUGUAGGCAGUAUUCUACAAUAACCUGCCGUGGUUUGUGUCUGAACUACCUGAAAAAGAUAUCUCAAACGUGCAUGGUGGUCCAGUGUAGGUAGUAUUCUACAAUAAGCUGCCGUGGUUUGUGUCUGAACUAUCUGAAGAAGAUAUCUCAAACGCGGUGGUCCAGUGCAUGAGGCAGUGUUCUACAAUAAGCUGUUGCGGUUUAUGUCUGUCUGAACCACCUGAAGAAGCUAUCUCAAAUGUGGUGGUCCAGUCUAAAUAGUAGGCUAUCCUACAAUUAGCUGCCGUGGUUUGUGUCUGAAUUACCGGAAAAAGAUAUCUCGAAUGUGGCGUUCAUUGGAGGUAGUAUUGUGCCAUAAACUAUCGUGGUUUGUGUCUGAACUACCAGAAACAUAUUCGAAUUAAACUCUGCCCGGCAAAGAAGGACAAUUGUUUGCUAAUUUCUUAUCAAUUUUCAUCCAAAUUUAAUCAAUAUGUCGUUGGGCAAUGUCCAUUAAUCUCACAAAUUUUCGAAUUAAUAUGUGUGUUAUUUUUUUUUAAGUUAUACUGACAAACCAUGGCAGCUUAUUUGUAGAAUAAUACCUGCAUUGCAUGGACCUUCAAGUAUAUAUAGAUGUAUGACAAAUUGCUUAUAUGUUUCAGAACCGUCGUUCUCCAUGUUGUUUCCACGUCAUAGUAUCAAGGACUAUGUGGAAGUAGAUGACCCUGAUUUGCCAGAGUUGAGCGCUUUCUCGAUCUGUGCCUGGGCGAAGUUUGUCAAGAAUGCAGACGGCACUAUAUUGUCUUAUGCUGUCCAGGGGGGGUCUAAGAAGGCCAAUGAGAUUGCUAUCUGGUGUUAUAGAACUAAAGUUAUCUUUUCUAUCACAAAUGUUUGGACAACGUAAGAUUGUGUGUGAACUAGCAUAAUACGAAAUUAAUCUCAAACGGUCUGUUCAGAACGUUCUCCUCCCCAGCCUCGUUUACACUUGAAAUUUUUGCUUCGAUUUUAGGUGCGAUUUUCUUCUGAUGAUGGAUGCGAACGAGUAGAUGAGUUAUAAAAGUUAAGAUGAGGGACACAUACUCAGAACAUUCAUUACUCAUCUACUCGUUCACAUGCACCAGAAUAGGGAAAUCGCAAGAUUUCAACUUUCUCAAGACCAGUUCUGAAGAUCAUUGGGAAUGUAGCAGAGCACCCUUUGUCCCCUGCUUACAUCACUGACCAACUAAUCUAUUUAGACCUAUAACCAAGAACAACUGCAAAGAAUGCAACUAUGUAGGCCCUCUGGCAUGCAGGAGUCGAACCUGCCACUCUUCGAUUCCGGUGCAGCGCUCUAACCAACUGAGCUACAGAGUUCAGUAGCUUAUACUGGCCCUCUAUAGAGGACAGUUUGGAACCCGUGCAGUUAUUCGAAUGAAGUUUUUGGAGUUCAGGUCACACUAGACUAACAUCAAGAGAUGGCCCUUUUUGGACCCCUGGGAAGAACUAUUCUAGUGUAAAACCUGUACAUCUAUUUGAAUAAACAUGUUUUGUGUUGAAAAUUAAUUUUAUUUUAUUUCAGAACGUAUAACAGUUUACUCAGUGAUGGUUUCUGGCAUUCAAUCUGUCUUACGUGGUCAAAUGUGGACGGCAACCUCGCAGUGUAUAAAGACAACGUAAUGACAGACCAAGCAUCUGGUGUGGUUACUGGAAAAAACAUCUCUGGAGGGGGGCGGUGGGUGCUGGGUCAAGACCAAGAUAGUGUCGGAGGUGGGUUUGCAAUCCAAGACGCUUUCCAGGGGGAGCUGGCUGAAGUGAAUGUGUGGGGGCGUGUUCUUACAAAACAAGAGAACAAGAGAUUGCCUGGUUUUCGACAGACUGUCAACGCCGUAUGA
Messenger RNA from Paramuricea clavata, 4564 nucleotides. NCBI's taxonomy places the organism in Eukaryota, Metazoa, Cnidaria, Anthozoa, Malacalcyonacea, Plexauridae. The record is from the annotation of a GenBank genome assembly.